UGUUCCAUCGUACAAAAUAAGCACUUUUCAGUAAAAAGAAAUUCCUUUUGCCUGUGCACAGUACAUAACGCUCUUGUUGUUUUUUUAUUGCUGGUGUGCCUGUUAUGUUACUGGGUGUGGAAAAAGACAGCUAAGCUUUUGUUUUAUGUGGGGAAAAUUGUGCUGUGGAGGCAAGAUGAUUUCUUAUACCAAUAUCUACAGAUACUGUUCUCCUUGCAGAAAAAAUAUAAAACCACUGCAUCCCGGAGUCUCUCUAUAAAGAUCAACCUGCUGAAGACAGCGACAGUGUUACUGGCAGGACAGAAGGAGCACAGGAAGGUGGAGAGAGAAAAGGCACUGAAAGAGCGUGCUCCCCCCCUCAAGCUGUCAGGAUUGACUGUGCAGGAGCUUCAGGAGCUUUGCAAAGAACUUCACCGCAAGACUGAUGUUGUUGAUGAAGAAAGAUAUGAUAUUGCUGCCAAAGUCAGCAAAAAUGAAGCAGAGAUUCAGAAUCUGUUGCAGAAAGUCUUUGAGCUGAAGGGAAAAAUGAAGAGACCCAACCUGAAAAGGGUUAGGGUGUCUGCUGAUGCCAUGCUUGGCACCUUGCUGGGCUCCAAACACAAGGAGUCCAUGGACUUCAAGGCCAACUUCAAGACCAUCAAGAACGAGGAGGAGAAGAAGGAGGAGCUGACGGACUGGUGCAAGAAUGUGGAUGCCCUGUCUGGGAUGGAGGGAAGGAAGAAGCUGUUUGAUGUUGCCCAAUAAAGAGUAGUAGAUUCAAUGGUCUUUGGAUUAUCUGCAAGGACUCACACCAACGUGCUUCAAACAGAUGCAACCAAUAUUAAAAUUGAAGGAAAUGUAUAUGUUUGCUUUUUCUGAAUAGUUUUUUUUUAAUACUUUACUACAAUGCAUAAACCCAUUGUGCUGUGUCCUGAAUGCAGUAAUUUGAAUGUAAAUUUAAAUAUUAUUAUUCAGAUUAAACUAUUUUUUUAUAAAACACAUUAACACUUGUUGAUGUUUGAAAUACUGCACUCUUUUUCUGUUACAUAGCUGACUAUGUGUACAGCCCCAACAAAAGAUACACAAGUAAAGUUCAUUAACCCCAAUGAUCCCUAUAAAACUUUGUGUUAUUUAGGAUGUGCAUGUGUUUUAAUAAAAUAUUGAUUGUAUACCA
Paramormyrops kingsleyae is the source of this 1153-nucleotide messenger RNA. NCBI's taxonomy places the organism in Eukaryota, Metazoa, Chordata, Actinopteri, Osteoglossiformes, Mormyridae. The record is from RefSeq and is a predicted model, not a curated record.